UCGCGAACUUCGAAAUACAUACAUGUAGGAAUCAUGGCUGUCCCCAACUGCGAAGUAAGCAAACCUCGUCGGAUUAAAGCUUUAUUAUCUUCAUUUCUGAAGGGGGUUUCGCGUGAAGAAAAAAAACAAAGUGAGAACAAGGAAGUGAUUAGUGAACCCACUGAAGGCGAUGAUGCAGAUGGAUUUGCAGAUGGAUUUGUGGUGGUUGAUGAGAUCUCAAGUGAACAAAGUAGCACUGUGCAGCCAUUGAAUCAAGAACUUUUCUUCAACAGAGUGGAGACAUUUUCUAUCUCAUCAUGGUUUGCUAAACCAGACGAAGUGUCUCCUCUUCGCUGUGCUCAGUAUGGCUGGGAGAACAUUGAUGUGGACUCCCUGAAGUGUGUCAGCUGCAAGGAAGUACUCUACGGUGGUCUGCCUCCAAAGUGGGAAACAGACUCAUAUGAGAAAGCCUGCAAGAAGUUAGAAGAGUCCCUGAAGGCUGGUCACAGUAAGAUCUGUCCUUGGCAAAGCAACCCCUCACCAGCAUCAUUUCUUGAAGUGAAUCUAGUGAGCACCCAGAAAGCAGUGGAUGACUUUCUUCACAGAGUGGCAUCCAUCAGAUGUUUUGGAACCUCUAUUCCAGCUGUUGACUUGUCAUGUCUUCAACAGGUUGAGGAGAAUGAAGAUGUGUUAUCUAGGCUUGUGACAGGAGUUUUAGGGGAAGAGCCAACCUCUGACUACAAAGAAAGGAUAGAGUUGGUCUGUUUCAUGGCUCUGAGUGGCUGGUCUAGGAGUUCCCCAGAAGUCUCCCAAAGCCCCACAAUGUCAUGUGAGUUCUGUAGGCGGAAUGUUGGUCUCUGGAACUUUACACCUUUUGAACAGAAUGCAAAGACAACGAAUGAAGACGAAUCAGAACCAACGGCAAAAAGACUAAAGGUUGACAAGGGACUUUUCAAUCCUAUAGAAGAGCACAGGAGUUGGUGUCCAUGGACCAAGCCAGCAUCUGUCACAUACACAGUCCGGUCAUUACCACCACAAGAUAAGAACCAAGACGAUAACACACCAGUCAGACCAGCAUGGCAUGGGCUCCAGGUCUUGCUACACGAGAGAUCAAGUCCUAACAAACAAGGGCCUCUAACCAACAAACAAGUGACACCACCCAGCCAAGCCUGGAAAGCAGUGAGGAGAAUAACAAAUUUCUGGCAGAGUCGAAGUGCUGCUCAUAAGACUUGAUUGCACUGAUGUAGUUGUCUACUGACUUUUUAUUUUAGUCAUUUUAACCCCUUGAAGUGGAUGGAUUGUACAUGGGCAUAGUUCAUAAAAAGUACUUGUGAGAAUCAUGCAUGCUGCUUGUAAGCAAGAUUUACGAAGUCACAUUGGUUUUCUUAAAAGGGAUGCAAGAAGUGUUUUUUUUUAAUCACUUAUUUUCAAAAGACUGUUUUUAUAUCGACUUUCAGUGAGCUUAGAUUAAAGUGUGAGAUACAAACUUUCGGGUCCUUGGGGGUUUUGCAAUUUCAAAAGAGCAUUAAGUCAAGUAGAUUGAUUAUUAAACUGGUAUGCUGAUAAGAGAUAUUAAUGUGAUUUUCUGUGAAACUUGACUAUUCCAUCCACUUUCAGAUUAAGAGAAGUGCCUUGAAACUUUCCUUUCCAUAUUAUGAAGAGAGAAGAAAUUUAUCUCUGUUCAUGCCUUCUAUAUGUUUUGAGAAGUGAAAUUUAUUCUAUUUUGAUUCAUAUGUAUGGGCUGAAGAAAUUAGAAAAGUGGGUUCUUGUAUAGUGCUUAUGUCUGUUAGACUUGACAUUCCUACAGCUCCACAACUGCUGGUAUCAACCAUUAUGUGGACCAGUCCCCCAAUAGCUGUCAAGCCAUCUAUGUGAAACGAUUAGAAAAUGGGUUUAAAAUACAAUAUGAUCAUACAUCUCUCCCUAAGUAAUUACAUUUCAUGAUAGCUCCAAAGUACAUGUAUAUAUAAUAUUAAUAUUGUUUUUUGUUAGUCCUAUGUAUAUUGCAGGUCAUGAUCAAGGACUGCUCUGCAAUACCAAACAUUUAUUUAUUUUUUUUAAAUUGCAGCAAAUCAGUACAUGCUCGUUUGAUUUGUGUUAUACAAGGUGAAUUUGAUUUGAGUUCAUGGUAAUUAAAGUUGAUUCAUUUUAAUAUCGUGGUGUUACCCAACCUCCUCAAUCAAAUGGCGGUGUUCCAAAUUACCAUGAAUAUCUGGGGUUUCUAAGCAUUUCACAACAAAAAUAUUCACAAAUGUAAUAUUUUUGUUGAAAUGUGUGUUUCAAAUACAAUUGUAGGAUCGGUUGAAUUGCUGAUGUAAGUUGUUGGUCAUUUUAGACAGAGCUUAAAGAUACAAUGAUUUGAAUGGGAGUUUUGAUUUAAUGAAGAAAAAAAAGCAAAUAGGUACCAAACCUGCAAUAUGUAAAGGCCUCUACAGUUGACUCCUAAAUCUAUCUCAACAAGGCUAUAAAAUGUAGCAUGAAAGAAGCUAAUGCGAAAAAGAGUAUUUAAUAGGGAUUAUUCCAUUGGCUGUAAUGCUAUGGGGUUAUUUACAAUUUAUUGUUCUGUUGAGCAAAAUGACAACCAUUUUUGCACUAUAGGUAUCUUGUAAAUCACGCUCCCUUAGGUGCAGCCAUUGUUUGCAUCGAUAGUAUUCGACUUGCAUAGCCAUAGUUAGUUAUGAGCAUGAAUGAGAAAUGAAUAUGGAAGGAAAAAAAUAAAAGUAACUCCAAGUGAAUUUUUUUUUUUCUUCAAUUCAGUAAUGUGUAAACUUUAAUCUGACACGAAUGGUGACUUUUUUAGUUAUUAGAAUCAAAAGAGCUUAAUUGUGAUUUUUUUAAAUCCCUCUGCAGUGCUGUAGUUUUUCAUCUGACUCUCUGUUCAGCUGUCCAUUCUGUAUACAGUAGUGUUGCCUUAGUAACUUGAAAACCAUUGAGUGGCAAUUUGAAGGUCAAAAUUGGAAAGGUCAUGGCAUCAAAAAAGGUUUCUGGAUCAAGAGAAAGUUUAUUGUUUACCACAUUAAUUUGGGGAACCUGGAGGCUAUGUUGGAUCAAGUAUGUGUGAGUAUGACAAGAUGAACUGGAAGUACAUGUAGCUUUGGUUAAUGAGGUUAGAUAUGAAAGGUCACAGGGUCAAUGAUCAAUUGAAAAUAGGCGGAUGCAUAUUGGAGAUGCUGUUCCUUGUAAUCUGUAAUCAUUUCAUUUACACCUAAUGUGAUAACAUGCAACUGAACAUGAAGUAUUCUUCACAUUCCCUUGUAUAGAUUUUUGUAAAAAGUAGAAACUAAAUGAACUGAAUACACUCUUCAAUAUGGAAGACAGUACAGAAUUAAUGUUCAACCAAAAACUUGUAUGAGUGUGAAACUUUAGGCACUUUAGAGUUGCGAAAGUUUCUUGCAUGACUUUUGCAUGACUUCUUGUACGAGUUACAACUGAUGCACCAUUGAUUUUGGACCAUUCUUAGAAAAGUGUUUUUUUUUUACUAGUAAUUUCAUCUCUGCAAAUUGACCUAGAGAAAUGAGUCUUGAAUGAUAUUGUAUCAUUCUUCAAAUGUUCAAUGAUCUUUUAUUUUAUUUGCCCAUAAAAAGAACAUGUAUUGGCUUUUUAGAAUUCACUGUUUGUAUCAGCCUUUUAACAAGGCCUUGAGUAUGAAUAACGAAAAUGGCUGACUGAUGUGAAGAAACUAACUUCAGCCACUUUACUUUCUGCACAUAUGAGGUCAUGAAUAUUCAUUCUGUUGGCAGAUGACAUGAAUAAUUCAUAUAAAUGGAUUCUUAUAGCGAGUUUUGACUGAUUGUUGCACAUUUUUUUUAAACUUUAGCCUUAUCCAAAUGAUGCACAUGCUCAUAGUCACGUUUUUUCUGAUCGGCUAAAUUGUAUGCAUGCAUCAGGAUGCCAAAGGUAAAAUAAUUCAAUACAUAACACAAGGGAUUCGUAUCUCGCAAGUGUGGAAAGGGCUUUGACUGAUGCAGAUAGUCUCCCAAAUGUUAGGCCUCAUUGAAGGGCCAUGUGUCCCACAAUCUUUUACAAUGUAUUAUGAGAUAAUAUCUUGGCGUAUAUGGGAAAUGGACUGUGAAGAUGGCAAAUUCAUUACAUUUUCAUCACAUGGAUCAACAGUUCAGGUACAUAUUGCCUGGAAAGUCCAAACUUCACAAAAUAAUGUAUUUCUAUAACUUCUUUGUAUAUAAAUGGGUUCCAAAACUGUACCAUAAUAAAAACUAAAAGGAUACUCAUA
This is a messenger RNA of Strongylocentrotus purpuratus (purple sea urchin), 4210 nucleotides long. Its product is annotated as nuclear-interacting partner of ALK. The transcript is spliced from 9 exons. Gene Ontology annotation, molecular function: zinc ion binding. The record is from RefSeq and is a predicted model, not a curated record. Gene Ontology annotation, cellular component: nucleus. The coding region runs from base 34 to 1212 and encodes 392 amino acids. Lineage: Eukaryota; Metazoa; Echinodermata; Echinoidea; Camarodonta; Strongylocentrotidae.